Prorocentrum cordatum is the source of this 558-nucleotide messenger RNA. The record is from the annotation of a GenBank genome assembly. NCBI's taxonomy places the organism in Eukaryota, Dinophyceae, Prorocentrales, Prorocentraceae.
AUGGCGUGGGACCAGACCUACAACCUGCUGUGGAGCUCCAGGGUCGCCACAGAAGAGAAGGCCUUCCUCGAAGCGAACCGCAGCCAUCCGGCCCUGCUGAGCUUGGCGGAGUCCUCGGGCAGGCCUGCAGACCGGGGCAGGACGGGCGGCUCGGCGCUGUCGCAGGCCGGCGCCAGCACCGUGUCGCAGCUCCCGAAGACGGGCCGCUCGCGCGGGUCCACGGCGAUGUCCACGUCCGCGUCUGAGGGCGCCUUGGCCUCCAUUCCGGCGCACCUGGCCCCCCUGGCGCGAUUCCCGGUGGCAGACAGGGACCUCCUGAGCGCGCGGGUGGUCAAGACCGCCGACGGCAAGACGCCCACGAUCCGCUUCAAGAAGGAGAUCGUCGAGGUGACGUGGGGCAGCGGCCACAUCGUCACCUACAAACCGGAGUUCGUCCUGGAGGACCCGCCCGACUGGCAGCCAGAGGACAUCCUCAGGCACAGGCCAGGCGGGCGCAGGCGCAGGGCGGCGUCCUCGGGCGCGUCCGCGUCCGCGGCUCCCGGCAGUGGCCGCAGGUGA